GUAAUUUUUCUCACCAGGAUGGAUAAUGUCACUCUAAUAACACUGUUUGUACUUUCAGGUUUAAAUGAGACAACGAACCACCGAGCUGUUCUCUUCUUUCUCACUUUACUGUGUUACCUUUUCAUUUUGCUGGCAAAUGUUGCUCUUAUUGUGAUCAUCAUCUUGGAUAAGAACCUGCAUGAACCAAUGUAUAUUCUAUUGUGUAUGUUUUGCAUGAAUGGGCUUUAUGGGACAGCAGGUUUCUACCCCAAGUUCCUCUGGGAUCUGCUUUCUCCUGUUCAUGUUAUUUCUUAUGCUGGAUGCCAUGUUCAGGCUCUGGUAAUGUAUUCAUUUGCCAGCACUGAUCUGUCUGUUCUUGCAGUCAUGGCGUAUGACAGAUAUGUGGCUAUAUGUCGACCUCUAGACUACCACUGUAUUAUGUCAAAGCAAAGACUGUUAGUGUUAGUGUGUUUCUCCUGGUUAGCACCUUUUUGCAUUGUGGGCAUAAAUGUUAUUCUGACAUCUAGAUUAAAGUUAUGCAGCCCAUUUAUCACCAGACUUUUUUGUGUGAAUUGGAUGAUUGUUAAACUUGCUUGUUUCCCAGCUGACACUAUGGUUAAUGGUAUUGUUGCAUACAUUAGUAUAAUCAUUUAUGUCUUCCAUGGUUUCUUUAUAGUUUGGUCCUAUAUGUAUCUCAUCAAAACAUGUGUGAAUUCAAUAGAAAACAGGAGGAAGUUCAUGCAAACAUGUGUGCCACAUUUAACCUCCUUACUCACCUUCCUUGUAACAAUAGUUUUUGAUGUCAUGAACAUGCGGUUUGGUUCAAAAGAUUUACCUCAGACUGUUCAAAACUUUAUUGAAAUACAAUUUCUUGUCAUACCUCCUGUUAUAAAUCCUCUCAUUUAUGGUUUCAAAUUGACAAAGAUUCGGAACAGAUUUCUGCAUGUUAUUACUUUUAAAAACAAAUAUUAAGUUGAUUUUAAUUAAUGAAUUAAAAUGAAAUAUGCAUUGCUUAACCAGCUGGCUCUUUUGCUUAUGAGUUAAAUCAUCAGACUGAAGAAUGGAGGUUUUGUACAUUUACCAAAUGUUAGCUAUGUCUUGAAGGAUGUCUUUUAAGCUGAAAAUUUAGCCUGAAAAUUUUAAUGCAUUUAUGAAUGUAGAAUGUUUUUUACCUUCAAAAUUUCGGCUGCAUUCUAAAAUAAUAAUAAUAAUAAAAUGAUGAUAUUAUAAAAUAUAUAUUUCUAUAAGCAUUUUCUUUUGUUCAUUUACUUAAUUCACAUUUACCCAAGUUUGCUUAUUGUACAGUGGUUUACACUGUUGUGUGUACACAUCUCAGACAACACACUUCACUCUAUAAAUAAAUAUAAUAAGAUCUGAAAAUAUAUCAUCCUAUAUUUGUAACAUAUUUGUCAUGAACCUGCUUGUGAAUAAACAUACACAAAUGAAACACUUAGUGGACUGUUUAUUUGGAACAUUUUCUGCAGGAUACAAGAGGCCUUCCUCAGGAUGUUUGUGGCCUUGUGUCUGUGUCUGUGUCCCAGUAUCCCAGCCUCCCAUGUUCCAGGAGGGUUUUUAACUCAAAUAUGAUGGUGUGGCAGUAAACUACAAUGAAGUUAUAGUACUGAAAAUGGUUUGAAACAGUUGUUCCAGUCCAUAUGUUGACAUCUGCUGGCCAAUGUUUUGUACUACAUCUGUAUGGACUGAUCUAAGGUAACAUACCAUAAAACUGUGAUGACUAACAGAAUAACAUAUACCUGGAUUAGUCAGUGUGAGUCUGAAAAUUGUUGGCAGCAAACUCUAAAUUGAAGAAUAAAACAUGCAUUCAGAGGGU
This is a messenger RNA of Epinephelus moara (kelp grouper), 1810 nucleotides long. RefSeq names its product olfactory receptor 142-like. The transcript has a single exon. The record is from RefSeq and is a predicted model, not a curated record. The coding region runs from base 19 to 951 and encodes 310 amino acids. Gene Ontology annotation, cellular component: membrane. Gene Ontology annotation, biological process: G protein-coupled receptor signaling pathway. Gene Ontology annotation, molecular function: olfactory receptor activity; G protein-coupled receptor activity. Lineage: Eukaryota; Metazoa; Chordata; Actinopteri; Perciformes; Serranidae.